Molecule: messenger RNA, 282 nt
Organism: Exophiala spinifera
Lineage: Eukaryota; Fungi; Ascomycota; Eurotiomycetes; Chaetothyriales; Herpotrichiellaceae
Exons: 4
Coding region: 1-282 (93 amino acids)
Source: RefSeq, a predicted model, not a curated record
AUGGCCACCAAAUAUGCUUUCACACAAGGGCUCCGAGAGUUGCGUUUUCACUUGUGCAGCUCCGGUCAGGGAAGCGAGGCAACGAGAUCGUUCCUCAAGCGAGCAUAUCCUACGAUGAAGCAUCAUAACCCAAACACGCCAAUCUUAAUACGGGAAGCCGUGGGGGUUGAGCCAAAGGUCUGGGUCAGAUAUGGACUAGGAAAGGAGAAAUCAGAAACAUUAUCGGGGCUAUCAGAUAAGGAGAUCGAGGAGAAGAUCACUACCCUGGUCAAGAGCGAAUAG